GUUUAAUUUUUUAAAAAAAUGAGCAAGCAGGCUAACCCCAUUUAUCGCCACUUAGGGCAGCCUGCCUGUCCUUGCCGCAACUUCGGUAACACUUAACACUGUAAGUAACCCAAUUACCACAGCUAUAAACAUAAACCAUAAACCAUUUUUCAAGUUUUUCAAGUCGUUUGUGAAUUGCCGGCGACAAAAAUGGUCCCAAAUUCCAUGGCACUUACCCGCAGAUUCCCCCACUUGUGUCGUUUCAUGAGCUUUUCUUCCAAAAACUUGUGCCUUCCUGCCCACCGAACUAUAUUCCCCGUAAGAGAUUUUAAGGGCUGUUCCCAUUCAUAUUUUUUGAGUUCUAGUCAUGGAGCUGUGUUUAAGGAAUGGGGUGCUCGCAAAACGGGAGGUGGGCAGUUGGGUUUUGAUUAUUUCCGGGUUUCAGCAGUUUCGAAUGGUGGGUCCAGGGGGAUUGGUGGGCUUGGAGGCUCCGGUGAUGGGAAUUCGGGUGGCAAAGGUGAAGGCGCUGAUGGCAAUGGUGGAAGAAGUGGUUGGUCCUUUCUUUCAUGGUAUUUGGCUCUUCUAGAGAAACACCCUGUGUUGACAAAAGCUGUGACAUCUGCACUUUUGACUUUUAUUGGCGAUUUGAUUUGCCAGCUUGCAAUUGAUCAAGUGCCAUCUCUAGACGUGAAAAGGACAUUUCUGUUUACUUUGUUGGGUUUGGUAUUAGUGGGCCCUACAUUGCACUUCUGGUAUUUAUCUCUAAGUAACUUGGUAAAAUUGCCUGGAGCAUCAGGUGCUUUCUUGCGGCUUUUACUGGAUCAGUUUCUUUUUGCUCCGACUUUUAUUGGAGUUUUCUUAUCUACGUUGGUAACACUAGAAGGAAGGCCUUCGCAAGUUGUACCCAAACUUCAACAGGAGUGGUUUUCUGCUGUUGUUGUAAAUUGGCAGCUGUGGAUACCUUUCCAAUUUCUCAACUUUCGGUUUGUCCCACAGCAAUUCCAGGUCCUUGCUGCAAAUUUCAUUGCUUUAGUUUGGAAUGUGAUUCUCUCAUAUAAAGCUCACAAAGAGAUAAUCACAAAAUAGGUAUUGCUUUAAGUUUCCAAGUUAUAGCUGAAAGUGAUGGUAGCUCAUGAGUUAAUUUCGUUUGUGGCCAUUGAACAGAGUACUGAAUUUCAGUUGUAUUAUCAAACUUUGAGAUAGACCAUCUUUGUGGUGUUUAACCAAUUUCAUUUAUCCAA
Molecule: messenger RNA, 1220 nt
Organism: Durio zibethinus
Lineage: Eukaryota; Viridiplantae; Streptophyta; Magnoliopsida; Malvales; Malvaceae
Product: Peroxisomal membrane 22 kDa (Mpv17/PMP22) family protein
Cellular component (GO): membrane; cytoplasm
Source: RefSeq, a predicted model, not a curated record